UUUUUUUUUUAUCAGAAAUUUGUAAUUGAUCUCCAAUUCUUUGUACAUUCACAUUUAUGUUGUUACCAAACUACUUCCGCUUUAACUUUUAUAUAUGAUGUUGUUUAGGCAUUUUUGUUGAAAUUUGUGUCUUGCAGGCAUCUUUGAUGUAUUUUUUAAAAUUUAUUUUAUUGAAUUUCAUUGAUUUGAUAAAUUAAAUUAAAAAAAUAAACUCUAAACCUAUUGGUCAGAAUCUUAUAUAUCAGCAUCUGUGAAACACAAACUCUCAUGUUUCAUUGACAUUCAGCUCCAUUUUUUUAUGGCACCAAAACACAACAACUGGUACAAUUUUGGUGAUCAAACUGUCUUCCUAAACAUCAAAAACCAGGUAAACUCCACAUAUCAACCACCUCUGCCCAGUCCACCUUCUUCUUUCCCUACCUUAGCUAUUGUUCUACUAAGCCUCAUGGCCUCAGCUUUCUUGCUAGUGAGCUACUAUCUCAUUGUUGUCAAGUUUUGCUCAAAGUGGCACCAACUCAAUCUCUUGAUCAUGAGGUUUCCGACCACCUCACGAGCUCGACAAAAUGAGGAGCUACUUACGGCCUUCUCUCCGUCAGUGUGGAACCGCGGCCUUGACGAAUCAGUCAUUCGUGGAAUCCCAACUGUUCAGUUCAAAGGAGGAGAAGUUGAUGAAGAGAGAAGUGUGUGUGGAUGUGCAGUUUGUUUGAAGGAGUUUCAAGAACAAGACACACUAAAAGUUCUUCCCAAUUGCAGCCAUGAGUUUCACUUGGACUGCAUUGAUGUAUGGCUUCAAAGCAAUGCCAACUGCCCUCUUUGCAGAACAAGUGUUUCGGGUACUAUUCGUUGUCCAAUCGAUCAUGCCAUAGCACCGAGCUCUUCGCCUCAAGACUCGGAGCUGUUUUCGAUCGGUAGUGAUGUGGACUUUGUAGUGAUUGAAUUGGAGGGAGGAGAUGGAGUCAUACUUCCGCCUAGGCAACAACAUAGCAAUGAUUCUACACAAGUCAUAACUCAUACCACUACAUAGAAGUUAUGAAUCAAGAAGGACGGAGAAUGUCAAAAACUCAGGUCUGUUUUUCCCUUCCUGUUGAGUGUGAGUUGUAAUGUGAAUUUCUUUUUGUACCCUUUUCUUCUUAAUACAAGCGGUAUUGGAAGAGGGGAAAUCGAGCUUAGGACUUGAGAUGUAUAGAUGAAUGCUUUUAACUAAGCUGUAAACAGUUGGCGCAAGAUUGGGAGAGGGUAAGUCAAACUUAGGACAUCAGGUGCAGAAGUGAAUGUUCUUAACUAUCUUGG
Molecule: messenger RNA, 1290 nt
Organism: Pyrus x bretschneideri (Chinese white pear)
Lineage: Eukaryota; Viridiplantae; Streptophyta; Magnoliopsida; Rosales; Rosaceae
Product: RING-H2 finger protein ATL16-like
Exons: 1
Coding region: 299-1024 (241 amino acids)
Biological process (GO): protein ubiquitination
Molecular function (GO): transferase activity
Source: RefSeq, a predicted model, not a curated record